Messenger RNA from Entrophospora sp. SA101, 477 nucleotides. The record is from the annotation of a GenBank genome assembly. Lineage: Eukaryota; Fungi; Glomeromycota; Glomeromycetes; Entrophosporales; Entrophosporaceae.
AUGGUCUUGGGAAUUGGAUCGACAACCUUCUUAAGCUUAAGGUUUGGAAUGGGUGCAAUAUUUAAAGAAAUUAUGCCGAAUUUUCAAUUAAAUAAUAACAAAUCAUCAACUAAAAUUGAUUUAGAUCUUAAAUUAAAUAAUUACAGAGUUGCUUUAAUGAAAUCGCAAGAUGUACGUAAACGUAUGUAUAUUUAUUUGCUUAGGAUAUUGUUAUAUAAAGAUCAUUAUGAUGAAGCUUUAAUAGUAGUUCAUCAAAUGUCAAGUGAUGAAGUUCCAUUGGAUAAUGAAUCCUUCAAUGGAACUAUAGAAUGGUUAUGUAGCUAUAAAAAACCCCCAAAAACUAUUAUAAAGAUUAUUAAAAAAUUCCAUGAAAAUGGAGUCGAUCCUACAAUAAAAACUAUUGAAACAAUAAAUAACUAUUUUAAUGAAAAAAUAAGUGAUGAUGAUAUGAUAGAAUUACAAAACUUGAUAAAAUAA